GCUACUGCAGAUGGUGCCCCUUAACGGGUGCUAUGUGGACUGUUCAGUGUCUGCUGGGGUGGUUGCCAUGAAAAGCCUCUUUGUUGGAAACCCUACCCUCUUUCCUCACACUGCCCAGCUGUGGAAGCCAUAGGUUAGGGUCACAGAUCAGGUUUCCUCUCCCUGGGAGACUAGUAUCCUGGAGACACUCUCAGCCUUGUGUCCUUUCACUUUGUAGACUGGCGUCAAGACUAUGCUAAUUAACUCCAAGUCCCAAGACUCUUGUUGCCUGGUGACAAAGUUACACAGUGGAAGAGCACCAGGAUAAAAGGCAGACUACAUUUGCAGUUUUAUGUGACUUCCUCCUCAAACUCAUCACCAUCAACUCAGACCAUACUAAGAGACCAUGGCCAAGGGUGGAAAAGUCCCCAAGGGAAAAAAGAUCACCCUCAAUGUGGCCAAGAAUUGCAUCAAAAUCACCUUUGAUGGGAGAAAGCGCCUUGAUCUGAGCAAGAUGGGAAUCACCACCUUUCCCAAGUGUAUCCUGCGUCUCAACGAGGUGGAUGAACUCGACCUUAGCAGGAAUAUGAUCAGGAAGAUACCAGACUCCAUCUCCAAGUUUCAGAACCUGAGAUGGCUUGACCUGCACAGCAACUACAUCGACAAGCUCCCUGAGUCCAUCGGCCAGAUGACCACCCUGCUGUAUCUCAACGUCAGUAACAACAGGCUGACCACGAAUGGGCUGCCCGUGGAGCUGAACCAGCUCAAGAACAUCCGCACAGUAAAUCUGGGCCUCAACCACCUGGACAGUGUGCCCACCACACUGGGGGCAUUGAAGGAUCUCCAUGAGGUCGGACUAAAUGACAACCUGCUGAGUUCCAUUCCUGCCAGCAUCUCCAAGCUCCCCAAGUUGAAGAAGCUCAACUUAAAAAGGAACCCCUUUCCAAAGACAGAGGAGUCAGACGCGUUUGUAGACUCCAUCAAGAGGCUGGAAAACCUCUAUCUGGUUGAGGAGAAGGAUAUGUGUGCAUCUUGCCUGCAAAAAUGCCAACGGGCCAGGGACAAGUUGAACAAAAUCAAAAACAUGCCUCCCAUAGCACCAAGAAAGGCCAUCUUUUCCAAUUUGGUUUCACCCAACUCAACGGCCAAGGAAUCCCAGGAAGAAUGGAGGUGACCUGGGACCCUGACCCUGAGGCAGGAGGGGGAAAUGUGGGAGGAGGAGGAGGCAGUGAGCUUCACCCAAAGGAAUGGGUCCUUGUGUUACUGUAGGAGCUUUUUCAUCCAAGCCAUAAAAUACCAUUCCCUAC
Molecule: messenger RNA, 1286 nt
Organism: Cricetulus griseus (Chinese hamster)
Lineage: Eukaryota; Metazoa; Chordata; Mammalia; Rodentia; Cricetidae
Source: RefSeq, a predicted model, not a curated record